Messenger RNA from Oncorhynchus tshawytscha (Chinook salmon), 534 nucleotides. Its product is annotated as cuticle collagen 2C-like. The annotation marks the transcript as partial. The transcript is spliced from 3 exons. The record is from RefSeq and is a predicted model, not a curated record. NCBI's taxonomy places the organism in Eukaryota, Metazoa, Chordata, Actinopteri, Salmoniformes, Salmonidae.
UCUCCUGGCUCCUCUGGCUCCCCUGGUCCCCCUGGCUCUCCUGGCUCCCCUGGUUCCCCUGGCUCUCCUGGUUCCCCUGACCUGCUCUGGCUCCCUGGCUCCCGUGGUCCCCCUGGCUCCCCUGGCUCCUCUGUCUCCCCUGGUCCCCCUGGCUCUCCUGGCCCCUCUGGCUCCCCUGGUCCCCCUGGCUCUCCUGGCUCCCCUGGUCUCCCUGGCUCCUCUGGUCCCCCUCUCCUAGCUCCUCUGGCCCCCUGGCUCCUCUGGCCCCCUGGCUCCCCUAGCUCCUCUGGCUCCCCUGGCUCCUCUGGCUCCCCUGGCUCCCCUGGCUCCUCUGGCUCCCCUGGUCCCCCUGGCUCUCCUGGCUCCCCUGGCUCCUCUGCUCUCCUGGCUCCUCUGGCUCUCCUGGCUCAUCUGGCUCCCCUGGCACUCCUGGUCCCUGGCUCCACUGGAACAGCCUGGAACAGCCUGGCGGUCUGGGCCGUGGGCUGCAACAGGGCCUGGGACUAUACCUACAUCGGCCGCAUUACUACCUAG